Nematocida homosporus is the source of this 1005-nucleotide messenger RNA. Its product is annotated as BR serine/threonine kinase. The transcript has a single exon. The record is from RefSeq and is a predicted model, not a curated record. Gene Ontology annotation, molecular function: ATP binding; protein serine/threonine kinase activity. Bases 1 to 1005 code for a protein of 334 amino acids. NCBI's taxonomy places the organism in Eukaryota, Fungi, Microsporidia. Gene Ontology annotation, biological process: protein phosphorylation; intracellular signal transduction.
AUGGUAAAUAUGAUACGCUGUGCCAUCUGCAUAAGACUAUUUGUUGAGACUGAGAUUUUAAUGCGACCAACAAGAAAGAGAUUCCGAGCUAAUUCCUUAUUUGGAAGUCGACCGGUCUUAUAUGAUGCCUAUCGGACAGUUUGUAGCGAUUAUGUUUACUAUAAUGUUUAUGAGGAAAAUGGCUUAGCCCGUAGUAUUUCUGCCCCUAAUCUAGGCCGAGUAGCUGAAUUGGGUCCAUCUGAUCCACCUAUUCUUAGCUCUUCCGAUCUAUUCAGUACAACCCAAUUAUUAGCUACUCUUAGCCAAACACCCAAUUCCCACCUCUUUAUCGGUCGUAACCAAGGCAACAACUCUUUACUAGUGGUCAAACUAAUUGAUGGCAGUAGUAAGGCCGGCCGAACAACUAUUAAUAACGAAUUAAGGUACCUUAAAACCAAUACUAAACACCCCAAUCUGAUUGAGUACUACGGCCAAAGAACUAUUAACCAAAUUACAAUGAUUUAUCAGGAAUACUUCCAUAGUGUUGAUCUUUUCACUCUCCUUCAGCAGUGCAAACGACUAGCUAGUCCAAUUAUCAGUAAGAUAUUCAAGCAACUAGUCUCUGCCAUCUCUUACCUCCACAAGCAAAGAAUAUGUCAUUUAGAUAUCAAAUUAGAGAAUAUUCUUAUCAACAAACACUCACAAAUCAAAAUAACCGAUUUUGGUAUGGCCCAAAUAGCUCUUAAAAAUGGCCAAGUCGAAGCUUAUGGUGGAUCUCUUUACUAUGCCGCCCCAGAAGCCAUUACCGGUGGUAUUUACAACGGAUUUCUAGCCGAUGCUUGGUCUUGUGGGAUUGUUGUCUUCGUGCUUGCUAAUGGUUACUUUCCCAAACAAGCCAAUCGAUCUAUUCAUUUACCAAAUACCCCUGCUUUUGUCAAACAAGCCACAAAUUAUCUCCUUGAGAUAGAUCCGGGGAAAAGAUCACCAAUCUCUCGCUUCCAAAGCGAGCAUAAAAAGAUCCAAUAG